Messenger RNA from Dunckerocampus dactyliophorus (ringed pipefish), 2506 nucleotides. RefSeq lists its product as uncharacterized. Bases 15 to 1076 code for a protein of 353 amino acids. Gene Ontology annotation, biological process: response to bacterium. The record is from RefSeq and is a predicted model, not a curated record. The transcript has 5 exons. NCBI's taxonomy places the organism in Eukaryota, Metazoa, Chordata, Actinopteri, Syngnathiformes, Syngnathidae.
CAAACCAGGAGAAAAUGUGGAUCGUGCUUCAUCUGCUGCUCCUGCUCCAACGUGGAGCAUGUACAGGUGCUCACACCUUUUCCACUCUGACUGUUAGACCUGGACAAAAUGUCACUCUGACAUGUCAUGUCAACAAAAAUCGGACUGUAGAAAAAUUCUUUUGGAUCCGACUUGUUUCUGGAACUUUUCCUGAAGUUUUAGCCUCAAUGACACAUCCAGGGUCUCCGGAAAGUGGAACAUUAAAUACUGGACGUCGCAUCACAGCAAAAAAAGAACUGGGAUCAUUUCAUCUGCACAUUAGUCAAGUUGAGAAAAGUGAUACGGCGGUCUACUACUGUUUCAAAGUACAUUUGGAUGAUUUGAUAUUUUUAAAUGGAACAUUUCUUCAGGUCACAGAACCAGAACCCUCUGUGUCUGUUGUCUCUGAAGUCCAACCAGGACAGCCUGUGAAGUUCCAGUGCUCAGUCCUCUCCCAGUCUGGGAAUGAAAUCUGUCAGGAUGGACACAAACUUCACUGGUUCAGAACUGGACCAGACAGCGUCCAUCCCAGCUUCGUUUACACUCAUGAUGAGUGUAACGAUAGCUUCACGCAGAAAUGCAUCCACACUUUCUCAAAGAACGUCAGCUCCUCCGAUGCUGGAACUUACUUUUGUGCUGUGGCCACAUGUGGGAGAAUUUUCAAAGGAACUCAAAUAAACGUCACCAUUGAAGAUGUUAGCAGGUGUGAUUCAAACACAAACGUUAUCUUUGUCGUGAGUGCUGCUUUGGCCUUAAGUUUCAUCAUGUCCGCCUUCCUCAUCAACAAGAUCAGGACAAAACAUUUUUUUUGCUGCAAAGGUAAAAGAAAUUGCAAUUAUCAAUCAUCAUUCGAUGGUUCUUUCAUACUUUCUCUUAAAUUUUCAGCUGGUCCACAAACAGUUGAUAAAAGGUCCAGUUGCAUCCAGCAGACAGACGAGGACUCUUUGGUUUAUUCCAUGCCGACCAUCGUCACCAAGAAAACCGGCAAAGCCAGGCAGACAAAUGUGAGGGCAGCAGAAGAAUUUAGCACAUAUGGUCACAUCUCGACCCAAAAUUAAAAUGCGUGUUCACACUGUUAUUUUUGUCAUGGGACCAAAGGUUGCACAGUAAGGAACAUACACAUAAAGAUGAAAUUUCAUUGGCCAGCUUUUGUAAAGUAUUACGUGACGUAACUCAAAUAUUCCAAACGAGAAUUCUAUCUUGAAAAUGUUAGUUAUUUUUAUUGCUAUAUUUUCCUGUAUUAUAUUUCACCAAAAACUUCUCAAAUACACUUUUAAAGUGCACCAUUGUCACACACGCAGCGAGAGAGAUUAGAGCACAAGGACAGCACUUCCAACACAUCUUCUCUUACAUAUUUGUCAUUUCUGCAUGCUUUUAGCUGUCAUUUUAACGUGUAGCAUUCACAUUCAAGCACCCUUAACCUCUUUUGGGCACUCAGUGAAAUACUUAGAAACCCACAUUUUAGAUUUUAGAUUUUCAUUUCCUGCGAUUGGCUGGCGACCAGUCCAGGGUGUACCCCGCCUGUCGCCUGAAGUCAGCUGGGAUAGGCUCCAGCAUGCCCCUGCGACCCUAAUGAGGAUGAAGCGGUAUAGAAAAUGGAUGGAUGGAUUUUUAUUUCAGCAUUUUUACAAGAAUCGUAAUUGUCAUCAUCAUAGUUCUUUGUAAUAUGGUCCUGCUACAAUCAGGAGGAAACAGGAGAUUGAUUCGUACCGUAAAUUCUGGACUGAUUUUGGAUUGAGUGCACCAGAAUAUAAACCGCACCCACUCAAUUGAAAGAGAAAAAAGGCUUUUACAUACAGUAUGUAGGCCGCACCUGUCUAUAAACUGCAGGUGUCCACGUUGUAUCGUGGGAUAGUUAGUACACAGAAUGAUGUUACACAGAAAGACUUUUAAACUUUUAAUUAAAUACAUUAUUUUUUCCAAACAGUGCUGAAAAGUGUGUGUAACAUGACUAGUUAAACAGUAGCCUACCAGAAAUGUCAUUUAUUGCUGUUUUUAUCUUCCUUAGUAUUGAAAUUGAGCAGCCUCAUAAUUUCUUUGUCACACACUUUGUCAGUUUCUCUCUCUCUCGUUGUCACUCUCAGUUGGCACUUUUGUCUUGAGGCAAGUUAGCCCUUGAGCUUGUCCUGUCCUUCACACAGUAGUCCAGCUUCUCAAAACCCGUUGGUGAUCAUGGAUGUUUUGACCCUGCUCCACGCCGUCAGGAUCCACUGGCAGACUUCCGCCAAAGUUGCUAGAUCGAUCGCUUUUAGUAACUUGAAAGCUGCAUCAUACACAUUUCUUCGUAUGUUUUCCGUGAUGAGGGUGUGGGCAUGAAGAGCAAAAUGGUUGUUGUGAAGCAUAGGAGACUUUGCGGGAUUAGAACGAGACCAUAAAUUAGUGGCAUCACUGUAUAAAACGCAGAGUUCAAAGCAAAAAAAGUAGUGGAUUAUACACUUUUACAAAUUAUGGUAACAGGAAAUGUUAUGUGGUGAAAGAUGAUAGUAGU